Molecule: messenger RNA, 2330 nt
Organism: Poecilia latipinna (sailfin molly)
Lineage: Eukaryota; Metazoa; Chordata; Actinopteri; Cyprinodontiformes; Poeciliidae
Product: relaxin receptor 1-like
Exons: 15
Coding region: 317-1759 (480 amino acids)
Biological process (GO): hormone-mediated signaling pathway; activation of adenylate cyclase activity; adenylate cyclase-activating G protein-coupled receptor signaling pathway
Cellular component (GO): plasma membrane
Molecular function (GO): G protein-coupled peptide receptor activity; protein binding
Source: RefSeq, a predicted model, not a curated record
UGCGUGUCUGCGCGCGCUGCCGCACCUGUGCCGCCCGCUUCUCCCCGUGCGUCAGAACAUGGCAACUCUUUAAACCUUUCCCCCACACGGGAGGAGGCUGCAGACCGCCUCGAUCCUAUGAAGCGUUCACAGGUCUCUCCUGCUGCUGCUCUCCGGAUCGAACCACCGUAUUUACACCGUCAGCGCGGCUGCUACCGCACAGCGUCUCAUUUAAAAACUUCCGGUGUGAAUUUGACACCUGGGAAGAGUGGGACCAGAUAAUUACUGCUCCUUUCUCCCACCAGCGCGAUUUUAACAGAGAACUUCCAGAGGCAUCAUGCAAGUUUACAUAGCUGUGAUAUUCGCUUAUGGGGUGUCUGCACUCAAUACCACAGAGGAGAAGGGUACAUGCCCACUUGGAUAUUUUCCCUGUGGCAAUCUGACAGUUUGCCUCCCGCAGCUCCUGCACUGCAACGGCAUCGAUGACUGUGGAAACCAGGCAGACGAGGAGAACUGUGGAGACAAUAAUGGAUGGCCAAACCUUUUUGACAAAUAUUUUGGCAUGCUGAGUCAUAAUACCAGGACCAAGUCCAACGUGUGCUUGCUGGGUGUCGUUCCUGAGCUCUGCCAGUGCCGAGACCUGGAGCUGGACUGUGACAGCGCUCAGCUAAGAGAAAUCCCUGUAGUGGCGAUAAAUGUCACCGUGAUGUCCUUACAAAGAAACAGACUUCACAGGCUGAAAGCAAAAGGAUUCUUUAACUAUCAAAGCCUUCAGAAACUAUAUCUACAGCACAACAAUAUUCAAGAUGUGAAUCCUGAUGCAUUCAGGGGGCUUCAUAAUCUGACAAGACUGUACCUGAGUUACAACAAGAUAAUAGUAUUGAUGCCAGGAGUGUUCAAGGACCUGCACAAGCUGGAGUGGCUGAUCCUGGAAAACAACAAUAUCCAUCAGAUAUCUGCCAUGACAUUUUCAGGACUGAACUCCCUUGUUUUACUGGUUUUGUUGAACAACUCCCUGGCAAAGUUGGAUGACAUCUGCCAGGAAAUGCCCAGACUGAACUGGCUGGACUUGGAGGGAAAUCUAAUUGAAAAAAUUGGAAAUGCUUCUCUCCAUUCAUGCACCAUGUUGACAGUUCUGGUGUUGCAGCGAAACCGGAUCAGCUACAUACACGAACAAGCAUUCUCAGUCCUCCAAAAGCUCGGAGAAUUGGAUCUGUCCAACAACAGACUGGUGGCCAUACCUCCCAAUCUAUUUGUCUUACUGGAGGAUUUGCUCCAACUAAACAUAUCUUACAAUCCCAUCGUGGAGCUUCAACUGGAUCACUUUGACAAGUUACAUAAACUGAAGUCUUUGAGCAUAGAGGGAAUAGAAAUUGAUAACAUACAGCGAAGGAUGUUUGAACCUCUCAGAUACUUGACUCACAUCUAUUUCAAGAAGUUCCAGUACUGCGGCUAUGCCCCUCACGUGCGCAGCUGCAAGCCCAACACAGAUGGCAUCUCGUCUUUUGAGGACCUGCUGGCCAACAUCGUCCUGAGGGUUUUUGUCUGGGUUGUCUCUGCCACCACAUGCUUUGGCAACAUCUUUGUCAUCUGCAUGCGCUCGUAUAUCCGCUCCGAGAACAAACUCCACGCCAUGUGCAUCAUCUCCCUCUGCUGUGAGUCAAACUGCACUUUCAGGGGAACAGCAGUCAUUUGGGAGGGAGCGUUGUGCAAAGGGAGAGGGAUAUGGAGCCUUUUAAACUUCAGAGAGUACAAAGUGUCACUUGAAGUUUCUGCCUGAAUUUUUAUUUAUUUAUUUUUAUUCUGACUGUAUUUCUUUGCUAUAAUGCAUAGUCAUGUUUCAUUAUGUUUCUCUGGUAUAAAAUAUUUAAUAAGUCUCUCAGGGUUUAUUAUGAAUUAUAUCAAGUUUAUGCAAAGCAUCAAUAUUUUUGCAGUGACUACUCAUUCUGUGUUAAUAUGUGUGUAAUGCAGCCUGACACACUUUUACUUCCUAGAGUUUGUUUUUUGGUUGACCUGCCCAGAGGUUCUGGAUGGAGUUAAGACUUAAAUUUCCUACCAGUGAACCCAAGAUGUUUGUAUUAGGGCCAGGACUAUUAAUUAAUUUCAGAAACUCAACGUGUUAAAAAAUUUCAUGCAAUUAUAUGGACAGCAAACAUUACCUUGUGGGAACCAGAGGUGGACAGUGAAGAAUGAUUUCUUGUACCACUGCAGUCCAAUACUAAACUUUUUCUGCUCACAUUUAUUCUAAAUGACAUUGAUGCCACAGUUGCGCAUUCAUUUGAUCAUUCUCCAUAACAAACCAGAAACAGUGAAAUUAAAUAAACACUACAGUACAGAUAAAAGAAAUCAAA